AUAAUCAAUUAAAAAGUGUUACUUAAAUACUUCGUUUUUCAUGUGAUUAAUUAUUCACAUAUGUCCGAUAACCACCAUCAUUAAAUUACGUUCUAUCUAUUGUCAUAACUUGACAUUUACAAGUACACAGUCCCAUUUAGUCUUAUAACGCGUCACGUGUGUCGUUCACCUAUUAUUUAUUUUAAUUUCACAGUAAUGUAAAGAGGAAGUUCCCAAUAAGUUACGUGUGAUAUUGAUGUUUAAACAACACCAUUUCAGAUGAAAUCAAAGUUAAAUCUGGUAAUAAAGAGGCCAUAUUAUGAACAUAAAUCAUCAAUCAAUAUGGACACACGUACGGAUUCAAAUUUUAUUAUUAUAUACCAACUUUUAUGACAACUAGAUCAAUGCUUUUCUUUCGGUGUUGGGGAAAUUGAUCUUUCCACGCUAUUAAAUGAAAAACAAUUUAUUUACUUAUUAAUUUUAUUAUUACAAUUAUUAUUUUACUUGUGUAAAAAAUAAAUUAGCAUGUAUAACACAUUUAACAACUAAACAUAUAGCACCUACGCGACGUUAGAUAUGGGGGUUGCUAAGAAAAAUAAAACAGUGGUUAGAAAAAGCCCUAGGCAGCAUCAAUGUAAAUAUUGUUACAAGGUUUUCCCAUUUCCAAAUGUAUUAAAAAAGCAUUAUAGGGUUCAUACGGGUGAACGACCGUAUGAAUGUGAUUUAUGUGGAAAUAGAUUUACACACCAAAAUACUCUAAAAAAUCACAAAUUAUGCAUUCACAAUUGUGGUCGAGAAGAAGAUUUUACCUGUGGUCAUUGUGACAAAAAGUUUCCAAUCAAGGAACGACUUAUUGAACAUGUGCGCAUUCAUACUGGAUAUUUUCCACACAGAUGUGACAAAUGUUUAAAAUCCUUCACACGAGCCAGUCAAUUAUGGCAACAUGCGCGCUCUCAUAACAAACAAUAUACAUUAGAAUGUGCAAUAUGUCAUCAAUUAUUCGCUUGUCGUUCAGUUCUACGUGGCCAUAUGAAACGGCAUAUGGGACAAAAUGAUUAUGUAUGUGAAGUAUGUGGCAAAGCAUUUUUACGUAGGGAUGGUCUUACUAAACAUCUAUCUAGCUAUCAUAAUAAUAUCCGAGCAUUUACAUGUAAAAUUUGCAAUAAACAAUUUAAAGGACAUAUGAUCCAACAUUUGAGGACACAUAGGCAUGAAAAGCCUUAUGAAUGCAAGAGCUGUGAUGCUCGUUUUGUACAACGUUCACAACUGACAGUACAUGAAAGAAGACAUAGUGGAGAAAAGCCAUAUCCAUGUCCAGUUUGUAAAGUUUCCUUUGCACAUUCAACUGCUAUGAAAAUGCAUGUAAGACGUCAUACUGGAGAAAAACCAUUUAAAUGUCUGGUUUGUACCAGUACAGCCUUUACACAAUUACCACAUUUAAAAAAACAUAUGUUAACUAUACAUAAAACAGACAAACCAUACCUGUGUGUAAAAUGUAAUUCAUAUUUUAAAACAAAAACUCAGAUAAUAACUCAUGAAGAAACUUGUUCACCCAAACAAGAAUCAAAAGAAUUUAUUCCCCCAGGUAUGGCUUUAGAUCGGAUGCGCAUGUUAUUAGCAGUUUUACUGAUUCGCAUAUCAACCACUGAACGUUUAAAUGCAUUAGGAUUUGGAAAAAGACUUAUAGAUUUAGUACUGUGCGAUUCAAUUGAAAAUUCUGGACGUAAUCCUUAUCGUGGAAAUGACCUAAGUGAAAAUGAUUUAUUGAAAAAAAACAUUGAAAUAUUAUUAGACUGGACUGUCCCUAAAAUUUAUAUGGAUCGGUUCAGGAGUGAACGACGUACAACUGAAGAAAUUUUAGAGGAACUAACGUCGUGACUUUAGUAUAUUAAUUAACAUGCCUAUCACUUGUAAGCUUUACUAUAAUUUAAUAUAUAUAUAUAUAUAUUUUUUUUAUG
This is a messenger RNA of Sipha flava (yellow sugarcane aphid), 1937 nucleotides long. Its product is annotated as zinc finger protein OZF-like. The record is from RefSeq and is a predicted model, not a curated record. Gene Ontology annotation, biological process: regulation of transcription by RNA polymerase II. The transcript has 3 exons. Lineage: Eukaryota; Metazoa; Arthropoda; Insecta; Hemiptera; Aphididae. The coding region runs from base 556 to 1857 and encodes 433 amino acids. Gene Ontology annotation, molecular function: DNA-binding transcription activator activity, RNA polymerase II-specific; RNA polymerase II cis-regulatory region sequence-specific DNA binding. Gene Ontology annotation, cellular component: nucleus.